AUGGCUAAGCAAUCUUUAGACGUCUCCUCUGAUAGAAGAAAGGCCAGAAAGGCUUAUUUCACUGCCCCAUCCUCUGAACGUCGUGUUCUAUUGUCAGCUCCAUUAUCUAAGGAAUUGAGAGCUCAAUACGGUAUCAAGGCUUUACCAAUCAGAAGAGAUGAUGAAGUCUUAGUUACCCGUGGUGCUAAGAAGGGUCAAGAAGGUAAGGUUUCUUCUGUUUACAGAUUGAAAUUUGCCAUUCAAGUUGACAAGGUCACUAAGGACAAAUCUAACGGUGCUUCAGUCCCAGUCAACGUCCACCCAUCUAAGGUUGUCAUCACCAAAUUACACUUGGACAAGGACAGAAAAGCUUUGAUCGAAAGAAAAGGUGGUAAAUUAGAAUAA
This is a messenger RNA of Vanderwaltozyma polyspora DSM 70294, 384 nucleotides long. RefSeq names its product 60S ribosomal protein uL24. Gene Ontology annotation, biological process: ribosomal large subunit biogenesis; cytoplasmic translation. Gene Ontology annotation, molecular function: RNA binding; structural constituent of ribosome. The transcript has 2 exons. The record is from RefSeq and is a predicted model, not a curated record. Lineage: Eukaryota; Fungi; Ascomycota; Saccharomycetes; Saccharomycetales; Saccharomycetaceae. The coding region runs from base 1 to 384 and encodes 127 amino acids. Gene Ontology annotation, cellular component: cytosolic large ribosomal subunit.